CACUACGGAUGACACUUGACAGGUUUUUUUCGAGAUUGAAAAUUAUCUGGGCUCUCAAAUAAAUAUCACAAUAAUUUUUGGAUUUAAAUUAGUAGUGACCAUUUUAUAGGUUAUUAGUAUUCUGUGUCAUUUUAAGUUAUUGUGUUAAGAAUUUUUUUAUUCCAAUUUACCUGUCUUGUGUAUGUACGUAAUAGCAGCUAACUAAACAAUUGUCCAGUCAUAGAGAGCAAGUAGAAGUUUGAAGAAAAUAUAUAAAUAUAGCAGUUAUUUGUCUAAAGUCGCAAUACCUAAGUGCUAGAAGAUGAGUAGUUUAAGGUCCCAAGUUUUAAAGACGUUCAAAAGAUUACAUAGAACUCGGAUGAAGGUAUUUGCUGGGGAUGAGAGAGCACUUACAGCCGGUAGGUUAAGGAUAAAUGAAGAAUUUCAAAAAAACAAACAUGUGUCUAAUGAAGAUGCAAUAAAGACAAUGAUCAAAUUGGGUGAGGAUGUGGUCACUGAACUUAGAACACAGGUCAUUCAAGCUAAAGAAGUUCAGCCCGGAGUUUUUGAGGCAAAAAUAACUGAGGAUACAGUGAAAUUUGAUAACAUACCUUAUGAUGACAAUGCUGUACUAGAUGAUGGUACAGUUGCAAACAGACCCUGUUGUCAAGAUCAAGCCCUGAAGAAAUAGAUUUUGUAGGGAAAUGGAAUCAUAAUAAAGAGCAAAUAUUCAUUAAAUUAAUCAUAGUUGUAAAUGAGUAGUUUCUAGUCUUGUUGAGCUAUAGUUUUAGAAAUAAGUUUUUUGAAUGUUAAAAAGCUAUUAAUGAGACUAAAUAAAGUUUAUAUAAAUUAUAA
Molecule: messenger RNA, 834 nt
Organism: Trichoplusia ni (cabbage looper)
Lineage: Eukaryota; Metazoa; Arthropoda; Insecta; Lepidoptera; Noctuidae
Product: complex III assembly factor LYRM7
Exons: 4
Coding region: 302-670 (122 amino acids)
Biological process (GO): mitochondrial respiratory chain complex III assembly
Source: RefSeq, a predicted model, not a curated record